AUUUGAAAAUAUAAUAUGAAUAGCCUUGUAGCAAAAUUCAUAUCAAGUAAAAUUUUUCAUUGGUGAAAGACCUACUAAUAUGUCUUAGUCUUUGUAAAAGGUGUGAUAUCUGAAGAGCCGAGUCAUAAUAUCACAGAAAAUAGACUAGCUUAAUCUCUAACAAAAUAGUUUGAUUUUGGCCAUAAGUUAUAAUCUUUGUCUAAUGGUGUGUUUCACAGAGAAGUCUCAGAAGGCCGUACUGGAACCAGUAGAAAUCUGUGGGCACUAGCCAGGCGUUGACUAGCUGGCUGACUGGUGAUGCCUUGCCGCAGAGCCGGAAGUAGGUCUGCUCAACCCAGAGCUCAGCUUGAACUGGUAGCUGGGAGCUGCUCUCUUUCAAAGAUGGGUCUCUCAAGUUCCUCUGGCUCCCAGCUCCUGGUCCCGCAGCAGCUCUGGCAUACAUUAUUCAAUAUCUGGUCUAGUAAGUUACUGACUUACAUACUAGAGAUACAUUUUCAAUAAAAUAUGCCAAUGUAUUUCAUUUGUACAUCCAGGUUUUUAACAAGUCAGCUGGCAUAAGAUAUUUGCAACUGUAUGUAUGCAGCUGUGUUUUCAAAUGGUAACUUCAGAACUGCAAUAAUUAGGCUGGAGUGAAACAGCAGAGAAAGUACACAGGCAGGCCUUUGGGCAUAGCCACCUGUAAGCAAGUAGAUAGAUUUUCGAUAUAAAUAGGGCACACUCCUACACUAACCUGUUAUAUUUUCAUAUUUGGCUGUAGAUGAUUACAGCACAAAUAUUAAAUUCCAGGGCCUAUCAUUAGAUUAUAUAACUUCCCAUUUAUUGUGGGAUGUAUCUGCAGAAAAUACAGACACUACAUAAGAGCUGCAGAAAAAGAUUUUUCAUCAGGUCUCCAUAAGGGAACACGAAGAAGAGGGAAAAAAAGCAUAUUGCUCAGGCACAAGGGUAUAGCGAGGAGACUGGGGAUGAGACCUGCCUAGAGGGGUGAGAAGUAGACUAUUUGCUGGUACACUGCAGUUCUUGAGCUCAGGCUGACUACAAAGGUAUUCUUGCCUUACAAGACCUUCCCUUCAUCUCACAGCUGCAAUCCCUCCUGCUCAACCAUAACUUACUUUUGAGUAUUGUAAUAGUGAAUGGCACCUAUAGAUAAUGAAAUAACAUAUGUAACAUGUGGAAUUACAGUCAGAGAAUCAGUUGUGUUGCUUAGUGUAACUGCAAAUAAUUUUAGCAUUUCCAUACUCCAAACUCAGUUCUUGACCUUUCCCACAACAGGCAGAAUUAUAUCAUGUGUGUUUUGCUAGAACACUUGCAAACCAAGCGCUUAAGUAACUAGGUUAUGUUUAUCAGUGCAGUGAUGUAGUUUAAAUCCUAUAAGGUCAAUGAGAGCUUUUCCAUGGGCUUUAAUUUCACAAAUUUAAGAAUAUAAGUAAUCUUGAGUCAGUUUUAAAGAGCCGGUAUUUCUUUCUAUGGGAAAUGCCACUAACAUGGACACUUCAGUUUUGAAACUAAUACUGAUUUAGUUCAACUUCAGUUGAUACUUUUUUGCAUUCUGACUCUGUCUUAGGAGUAUCUGUAUAAGAUAUUCAUGCAUUUGUCCUAGUGUUCUGUCCUGUAGCAUGAUAUCACUUACAUUAAAAAUCCCUAUGGUAAUUUCGUUGGUUAAGCACAGCCGUCGAAUUAGGCUUUGCUAGAUUAUCUGUAGGUAUCUACCUCAGCUGCUGUUCUCUCUGUACAUGUUAGCAUUGAUGCACAGUACUGCUAGCUGUGUGUUAAAGAUCGCAAACAGUAGCGGACCACUACUGAUGUUCCUCCUGUUCUCCAUUCUUUUAUCUUUGUCCUGCUUAUCUGUCUUUCCAUCUCUGUUUCAUUAAGUCUUGGAAACAUUUUAUACUCUAUUCAGUCUUUAAUCACUAAUAUCCUUAUGGACUAUUCCAGGCUGCUGUUCAGGCUGACAGCCAAAUAACCCCUGUUUUGCCAAGUCAGGGAUGUACGGUAAAUAUUUAGUAGCAGACCAGAGCAGCACACCUGCAUUUGAUAAAUACUGGGGGGAAGUGAUUACACGCCCCAGUUUUGGCCACAGUAGAAGAAAUAUCCACUGUUAAUCUUAAGUUUCAAGGCAGCUGGCUCAGUUCAGCAUUUAAAAAACCAAGUCCCAAGGCUGAAGUAAGAGCAAAUGACUGUAUUAAAAGGCAAAGGAUUUGAAUCAGAGGUCCAGCAGUGCCUAUGUUUUGCAUACUUCCUCUGGGGACCUAGCGGGCAUCAGAGGAGUGAAUAGUCUACCUCCCAUUGCCACAUUUGUCUAAUAGGAGGCCUGCUUUACGCAGAGGCUCUUAGGGCAACUACAGAGCCUCAGUUUUCCAGUGAGCCUGAACAAUCAUUUCAGAAACUGGUCUGCUAGCUGUCCUGGGAGAUUUCAGCAAGGAAAUCAUAGAUACCCCUGCAGGAUGAAAGUGGAGGAACCAGUGUUUCAAGCCAGGAUAUAUUUUUUUUAACCAUAUCUGUUAUUGUGUUGGUUUCCCUGGAGAGAUCACCGUCUGUUAAGGGCAAAAGCCACUUAAGCAGCUUAUGCAGUAGUUUAUUGCCUUUCUUCCAUCCCAAAGUCCACAUGAUUAUUGAGGGGGGAAAAUGGUAAAUAUGCAACCAAGUGCUAAAUGUGUCAUAAUAGUGACUUAGUGGCUUUAAGUGCAUUUACAUGAUCGCGGGACUUUCAGAUAUUUCCUAAGAUUCGAUACCUUUCCUGUAGCGUGUUGUCAUAAUCUGUGGAGCUACUUCAUUUACAGACAGUAGGAAACUGAAAUAAAGUUAGACCCUAACUUAGGCUACCAAUGAUAGGUGUCCUCUUCAUUGGAGAAAAUGUUUCAAGGUUAAAAGCCACCAAAAGUCAGUUUGUCCUUGUGAGUCUUUUCUUUUCUUUUCUUUUCUUUUUUUUUUCUGGAAACUGGGCACACAUGCAACCUCAGCUCUUUGGCAAAUGUUCAUAGCGAGGAGAUAAAUUGCUGAAGCCUUCUGUAGCAAAGUCUAUGCUUUUCCAUUUUUGCCCUCACUUUUUCCAUUUUUCGAUGAAGAAGGGGGAGGAAGGUACAGAAUGUAGCCAGUUUAUGCUUACCACAUAACAGGAAUUACCUCAGCAGCUCUACUGCCUUAGCCCUUUUCUAAUACGCAGUGCUUACCAGAAUUUUGGUCAGCUUGUCUGUUUAAUAAGGUGAACUUUGCUGGGUCGUUUCUGUAAUUAACACUCACAUGAACUGAUACAUAGAAUUGUUAGCAGGCUCUUCAAAAACUCCUUUUUAUUGGCUGAAGAAAUUCAUCUGCUGGAAUGGAAUACCAUCUCCUUGCUUGGAAAGACAACAUAACCAAAAUGUUAAAAUUUGUAAGCUGUGGCCUUCAUCACAAAGAAGCUAAGCAAGGGAAUUAAUUUUUUAAUUCCUAAAAGUAUGUAUAAUUAAUGAAUUCUCCUCUUCUUAUUUUGCAGGCACUCUCAGUAUAGAAAGGCCAGUAAGGAGACUGAGCAAAGCCAUUGCUACAGAAUGCAAACAAGUGCAUCUUCUUUCUAAUGGCAUCACUGUGGAGAUGCAAAAGAGGAACACCAAAUUCUAAGAUUUACUGCAGGAACUGGUUGUCCACUUAGUCAUGAGGAAAUGGGAAUUGCAGUUAUGCCAGAAAUUUUUUGUGAAGAAUAAAGCAAGCAAUCUACAACAUCAAAUACAAUGGCAUCCCAUGCUCACAAACAAGCACACAGUGAUUAACAUUUAAACUGACGUUUAAUUCAAAAAAUUAAUCAGCCCUUAUUCCAUGCAAUCCAUAUAAUUAAUCUGGUACUAUAGAACCAUUUAAAUUUAUGACACCUAACCCCAGCAGUUUAACAGGCUUCUAUAACGCCUUGUAAUAUAUCUGCAUGACAUGUUCUGGAGCAUUUCACAAAGCAAAAAAACACCACUAUAUAUAUUAGUAGUAAAUAUCUCCCUAAAAUGGCCUCAUCUGAAUGCAUCUUCAUACAUACAGCUAAUGUUAGUCUUGCUGAUUUCUUGCAACAUGGUCAAUACCAAGGUAUGGGUGCUGACCAGUGGUGUGAGUCCGCUGAAUCUAACUGGCAGCAAAAGUUUACAGAAUCCAAAUCCUAACAAAAUCCUCACUUUUAGCUGAAAAACUGAAAGGUAGUGUGGAAAAUGAAGUAUAUCACAAAUUUGCUUAAACUAUUUGUAGUAUUACAGGAGGUGUCAUCCUGCCUUCCAAAUACUUGUUUAAAUUCUGCAGUGGCUAAGAACAUAGUUGAUAUUUCUGUGAAGACCCCACACACUCUGGAACUUAUUUCCUAGGUAAUGUCAGGACAAGAUACAUGAGGAUUCCCAGAGUAUGUUAGCAACUUGUAACCUUUUGUAAACAAUGUCAGUGGUUCUGAAUAUGGUUCCAGUGUGUCCAGUAUCUUGUCAUCACCUGCCAUGGUUCAGUAGUGUUUUUGACACAGGUGCGAUCAACUUCCUCAAGUCAUUCGGAAUUAAAGAGUUACAUUUCUUGUGGUUAAUGCAGCCACUCAGUCUUUUGGGAGGGUAAAUUAUGAGCAUAUGGCCACCAGUAAGCAUCUCUAAAAGCCAACUUUCCUUUCAGGAGUAUUCCCUAUGCUAGAUUAUGAAGACAAGCCAUAUGUGGGAAGAGACAGUUGUAUCCUUUUGGAAGUAAUCAACAUCCUGUGGCAUGAAAAGAAUGUAUUUAUUUUGUAUAUAAUAAAUACAUUAAAAUAUUUAAUUAUUUAAAGGACAAGUGGAAAGAAGAGGAAUGUAAGUCUUAUGUUAUGGUUCUGUUUCCUUGACCUUACUAAUCAGUCUGAUAUUUGAGGCUAAAUUCAGAGUUUCUACUUCACUUAUAAAAAGCAGCUGUAAAGCUGGUAAACAGGCAGAUAUCAAUUGUCACUGAAAGAUGCUAGAACAGCGUGUCAAAGCAAGUGGAACUGGGAGCUUACAGUAGACCUGGCAAAAGGCGAUGGCAGUGUGGGAUAAACUGGAAGAAGGAUUGUUCGAGACAGACUCAAGGCUCAGAAGUUUUACACAGAAAAUUUCUGCUACUUCCCAGAAGGGAAAGUUCUCCCCAAUUGCUCGCCUAAUUGUGCAUCUUGUCUGCAAUCUCAAAAUAUCCACUGGCUCCAUAAGUCCAUCCAGUGGCUGCAUGUGGGAACUGCAUAUUUCAAAAGCAACAGAAACAAGAUAAAAGUUAAUGACAAUUUAUUCACAUUCAAAUGAAUUACCUACUAGACCGAGGAAGAGAAAUGUGGCCGCCUGCUGUUUCCCGUGGAGAUCAUGAAACGUCGUCGGCUUCCUAGCAGCAGCGAGGAUUCUGACGACAAUGGCAGUUUGUCUGCUUGGUCCCAGCAUUCAAGAUCUCGACGUCGGAUGACUUCGUGUUCCAGACAUGAAGAUCGAAAACCCUCUGAGGUGUUCAGAACGGACCUGAUCACUGCCAUGAAGUUACAUGACUCCUUCCAGCUGAACCCUGAUGAAUACUAUGUGCUGGCAGACCCCUGGAGGCAGGAGUGGGAAAAGGGAGUUCAGGUGCCAGUUAGCCCAGGGACCAUCCCAGAACCAGUAGCCAGGAUUGUGUCUGAGACAAAAGCUGUCACGUUUACACGUCCCAGGAAGUACAUUGUUUCAUCAGGUUUGGAGCCUCCAGAGCUGGGCUAUGUUGACAUUCGAACCUUAGCAGACAGCGUGUGUCGCUACGAUCUCAAUGAUGUGGAUGUGGCAUGGUUGCAGCUUGCUAACGAAGAGUUUAAAGAAAUGGGGAUGCUUGAGCUGGACGAGUACACUAUGGAAAGGGUCAUAGAGGAGUUUGAACAGCGAUGCUAUGAUAACAUGAAUCAUGCUAUCGAGACGGAGGAAGGCCUUGGGAUUGAAUAUGAUGAAGAUGUUGUCUGUGACGUCUGUCAAUCUCCAGAUGGAGAAGAUGGCAACGAGAUGGUGUUUUGUGACAAAUGCAAUAUUUGUGUGCACCAGGCAUGUUACGGGAUCCUGAAGGUGCCGGAAGGCAGCUGGUUGUGCAGGACCUGUGCACUUGGUGUUCAGCCCAAGUGUUUGUUGUGUCCCAAGAAAGGUGGCGCCAUGAAGCCGACUCGGAGUGGGACCAAGUGGGUCCAUGUUAGCUGUGCUCUGUGGAUUCCUGAGGUGAGCAUUGGCAGCCCAGAAAAAAUGGAACCUAUUACGAAGGUUUCUCACAUUCCCAGCAGUAGAUGGGCAUUAGUGUGCAGCCUUUGUAAUGAAAAAGUUGGGGCUUCAAUACAGUGUUCAGUGAAGAACUGCAGAACAGCCUUUCAUGUCACCUGCGCAUUUGACCGUGGCUUGGAGAUGAAGACCAUACUGGCGGAGAACGAUGAGGUGAAGUUUAAGUCCUACUGUCCCAAGCACAGCUCCACCAAGAAAGCGGAUGAUGAGCCCCUCAGUGAAAGCCCAGGCCAGGAGAAUGGGAAUGGGCUUCAGGACAGCUCUUUUCCUGCCCACAUUGACCCCUUCCACAGCAUCGAUCAAAAUCAGGAGGAGGCCCACAGAGUCAGCGUCCGCAAGCAAAAACUCCAGCAGCUGGAGGAUGAGUUCUACACGUUUGUUGAGUCUUCAGAAGUGGCUAAAGCGCUGCGGCUGCCUGAGGAGCCUGUGGGAUUCCUUUACCAGUACUGGAAGCUGAAGCGAAAAGCCAAUUUCAAUAAGCCCUUGAUUACCCCAAAGAAGGAUGAAGAGGACAAUCUGGCUAAGCGAGAGCAGGAUGUUCUGUUCAGACGAUUGCAGCUCUUCACGCACCUCCGGCAGGAUCUGGAGCGGGUACGUAAUCUCACUUACAUGGUGACUCGAAGAGAAAAAAUCAAGAGAUCUGUUUGCAAAGUUCAAGAACAGAUAUUUAAUCUCUACGCAAAGCAGUUGGAACAAGAACGAGUUUCAGGUGUGCCUUCGUCAUUCUCCUCAAUGGAAAAUAUGGUGUUGUUCAAUAGUCCAUCUUUGGGUCCCGAUGCCCCUAAGAUAGAGGACUUGAAAUGGCAUUCUGCAUUCUUCAGGAAACAAAUGGGCACGUCUCUAACCCACUCUUUGAAAAAAUCGCACAAGAGCGACAGAGUAAGAAAUAGCUCUGGGAAUGACAGCAAAUCCAUGCUGAGGCAGCCCAGCCAAAGGGAAGGUGGUGCGACUCCAGGUAGCUUUAUAAAUUUUGACAAGACCUUUGCAGAAGCACGGGUUGUAUCAGCACAGCAGAAAAAUGGCAUAGUUAUACCAGACCACAGGAAAAGAAGAGACAAUCGUCCACAGUGUGAGGUAAUCAAGGCAGAACUGAAGGAAAAGACUUCUAAACACAACCACAAACCACUGAGACCCACAGAACUCUCUCUGAGGCAAUCAGAAAAUAAGAGGGCUGUGAACCACUCCAGUGGUAGGACAGCACCUGGCACGCGGAGGGAUAUAGUGCCUAAAUGCAAUGGAGGUCUCAUCAAAAUAAACUCUAAUCAGACGGUAGUUAAAGUGCCUACAACGCCCACGAGCCCAGUGAAAAACUGGGGCGGAUUUCGAAUUCCAAAGAAGGGGGAGAGACAGCAGCAGGGCGAGAGCCCCGAGGAGACCUGCCGCCAGAACUCCAGCUACCCCUACCUGGGCGUGGGCAGGGUUUCACCGAAGGACAGGGCGAAAAGCAAGCUAAAGCCUGACAGUGAGAAUGAUGGGUACGUCCCUGACGCCGAAAUGAGUGACUCAGAAACUGAAGUGGCUGAAAAAAAGUGCAGACAGCAGAGGCUCAGUCCCAACAGCACGAUCAACAGGAGGACAGACAUUAUUAGGAGAAGCAUCCUGGCAUCCUGACUGGACAGAGGGACGUAGUGUCAGCACCGUGGUCAGUAGAGUCACUGCCUACAAGCCAACUCCACGUUAUUUAUUGGUGUGAGAGGGGAGAGUUCUUAGACAUGGCUGCAGACUGACAAAUUAGACCCAUUAUUCCUAAGCUGUAUAAACAUGUUUACAUGCACUUAAAAGAUAUUUUUUGCCCCCCCAACCUAUUCUGUGAGAAAUUUGAAUCUUUAUUUGCAACUUUCCUGAGGAAGCAGAGAAAUGAGAUCAUUACUAAAAUAGGAUUUGUGAUGAACACUAAAAUAACGCUCUAAAAACUUUAGAAGGGGCUAGGGUGGGUAGGGGGAGGUAGGCUGCAUUCAUCCCUGUUUAGCUAAACAGCACUGAUUGAAAACAUUUUGGUUUUGUUCCCUUCCCCACCCUUCCAAAAAAGCACAAGCUGUUAAUUUAACUAGAGUGUACUAAAUCAAAGGUGGUUAUUUAACCGUACUGCACUGCUAAACCCCAUUACAAAUGGUCACUUUCCUUGGAUGGUGGUAGGUCUUUGUCCUCUGUUUGCAGAAUGCUUUGUUGCAUUCAAUUUGAGCACAUAUGGCAGCUCAAAACCCUCCAUAAACUCCAGAGUUUACAUGUAAAUACAUCUAAGAUGGCCAGAUAUAAACAUGAUUUUAUACUGGAGAAAGGAAGGGACAGGUCAGGGCUGCAGCUGCCUUAUAGUGCAGCAGCUUGAAAAGACUCAGACUGAGCAUGGAGAGAACUCCUGAAUGGCUUAGUUCUGAGAAGAGCGCAGGCUUAUGGGUUACUGCACCCUGUGGAAUAACACAUUAGCAUUUAUUUAGUCACCUGCCUCCUGGAAUACAAUGACAAUUCAAGAAAAAAAAUUUUAAGGCACUAGUCAGUAGGAUUUCCCAAAGCCCACUGCAUAUGCACUAAUGGUAUGUAUUGGGAAAGCCAGGCUUAUGACACUAAAGGGUUAAAGUGGACAUAAAUAUAUAUUUUUAAAGAGAAUAAAAUGGAAAGGCAAUAAAUUGUGAUUAGCUCUUUACAUUCAAAUGAAGAAAAAUUAUUUCAUUCUAUUCUGGACUAGAUUUGAUGGAAGAAGGAACUCACAUUCUGAUUGCAUACUUUUUUUUUUUUUUUAAAUUGCAAAUGGCAAUAACUAGUAAGCUAUCAGCAAUAAUAUUAGCAGUUCAUUAGGAUACUGUUUUGUACUGAGUAGAGUGCACACAUAACAGUGGAUUGUUAGGAGCCUGUAAGUUUUUCAAUUCUGCAUAAAUUUAAGUCAGGUAUAUACUAGUUAAAAGAAAGUUUAAGCAGCAAUGAGUUACAGAAAUACAGGCAUAAAGAUCCCCCUCCCUUUUCUGUUCCUGGCCUACUGUUAUCAUAUUCAGCUAUUUUUUAAUGUUAGACCAUUGCCUCUUGAGCAGGGAAAAUUUUAAAAUACAGUAGAACUCUGCCAUAACCGAGUCUUCCAGAGGAUUCAAUCAGAAAAAGGCUUAUUAACACCCUGUCUUGCUAUGCAAGUUAUCACUUAAUUGAAUAUUUUGACAGAAAGCAUCCCUGUCAUGUUUUAAAAAUUGGAAGUCUUAACCUUUUGAUACCUUUUGGGAUGAUGCUGAAGAGGGGAAAUUUUGUUUAACACUGUACUUUUAAAAUACCAUUGCUGCUCCCAAGAAAUUAGGUUAACCUCAUGAUUUGGCCAGAUUAAAGUCUAACAGGGCAUUGGCAAAUCUGAAAUUACGUAGUCAUUCUUGGGAUGAGUUAAAAUAAGAGUACUUAUUUAAUCAGAAAGCAACAAGACAGGCAAAAGGUAAGUGCAGGUAGUUCUAUUCAACAUACAGCAACAUUUUCUAGACAAGCAUUGUUAGUUUCUGUAAGAAGCUUGUGACACAUAGGGAAUUGUUUGUCAAGCCAUAGAUGGAAUAAUCUAAAUUUUGAUUCUAAGUAAAUAUUUAACCUCACACCAGUUUGAAAGAGGUACCUGAUUAAUUUGCACUAUUAUGAAUGCUAGCAUUGUGCAGAAUUAAUGCCUUAUCUGUUUUGCUCCCCAACAUUUAGGUUAAUAAGCUUUCUAAUGUUUCAAGUUAUGCUGAACCAAAAACAAAAAAGCGCUUUUCCCCCAUCCCCUAAUUACAAAAAGCUGUAAGAUGACCGCAGUAUGACCAGCUCUAUAGAUUAGUUUUGUCUCCCAUGCUUAGUGUUCAGCAGAAGAGGUGUUGUAAAAGUACAGUAGUGACAAUACAAAUCCACCCCCUGUAUUUUAUUGGGAUAGAACCAUUUGCUGAAUUCUUUUUUAACCGUUACCUUUCUUGUGCAGACUGACCAAGAAAUCUUUGAUUAUGAUUGGUGUAUUAUGUCAAACUGUAGGCUAGUUAAAACUUCUGUAAAGUUGCCUGGAAUGCCAUUUGUUAGGUUAUAAACUCACACAAAUCUAAAUGAAGGGUUAUACGUGUUGUGUAUAAAUCUUAAUUUCAGAAAUUUGAAAAAAUUGUCAUUACAUUUGUAAAACCUUGUACAGAAGAUUUUUCACUAUGUGCCUAGCUUUGGUGUCCAUUCAGCUAAAAUUAAUUAAAAAGGUGCAUGAAGAGAAACAGAUAGAAAUAAAAAGUAUAUGUAGAGAUGACUAUUUUAUAUUACAUGGCCCAAUCCUGUAUUUAUUUUCCCCCUUUUUUGAAGUAUUUAUAAAGACCUAGUUGAAGACAGCUGUAUUUUUUGUUAAAAUAUUCAGUAGAAUUGUGCCUUUUUGUCUGUAUGUGAAUAAAUGCUGUACAUUUUUGCAA
Messenger RNA from Dromaius novaehollandiae (emu), 10582 nucleotides. It is a transcript of the gene JADE1, whose product is annotated as jade family PHD finger 1. Bases 5289 to 7817 code for a protein of 842 amino acids. The record is from RefSeq and is a predicted model, not a curated record. NCBI's taxonomy places the organism in Eukaryota, Metazoa, Chordata, Aves, Casuariiformes, Dromaiidae. Gene Ontology annotation, biological process: regulation of transcription by RNA polymerase II. The transcript is spliced from 15 exons. Gene Ontology annotation, cellular component: histone acetyltransferase complex.